Messenger RNA from Monopterus albus (swamp eel), 3252 nucleotides. RefSeq names its product solute carrier family 4 member 5b (gene slc4a5b). Gene Ontology annotation, biological process: transmembrane transport; bicarbonate transport; regulation of intracellular pH. The annotation marks the transcript as partial. The record is from RefSeq and is a predicted model, not a curated record. Gene Ontology annotation, molecular function: monoatomic anion transmembrane transporter activity; sodium:bicarbonate symporter activity; solute:inorganic anion antiporter activity. The transcript has 24 exons. Lineage: Eukaryota; Metazoa; Chordata; Actinopteri; Synbranchiformes; Synbranchidae. Gene Ontology annotation, cellular component: plasma membrane.
ACUGUUUUUAUUCUCACCUGUUUUAGUCAGGAUUCAAACCAGAUUUGUACACCUGAGGUUGGUAGUUAGACACUGAUGAAGCACCGUCGGGGUCAUUGGAGCAGUAGAGGUCACGAUGAGCUGGCUGUGGAAUAAAACUGAGAGAAGAGGGUGUUAAAGCAGCAGAACAGAGACAGGAGGAGCAGGAGGAGUGAAAGUGUGUCACCUCUCCCCACUCACGGUGGAGAGUAAGGUGUGGUGAACCGAGGACUCUUAAAACUCAACCAGAGCACAGGGGGCCAGAGGGCUUUUUUUCUCAGCCCAUAGGAGACCUGAGGAUUCCUCUCUCCACUUGGCUUCGGCUCUUACUGUCUCUAGUCCAAGGAUCCUGUGAGCGUGCACGACCCUGGAGCCUCUUUUCCCUCGAUUAUGGCCUCCUGCGGGACCCUACCUGGCUCCCACACAGUGUCCCCUGCUGCAGAGCGGCUGCGCCACAUACUGGGGGAGGAUGACGGCACCCCAACUCCCACGAUAUUCACUGAGAUGGACACACUACAGCACGAGGGGGGUGAACUGGAGUGGAAAGAGUCUGCGAGGUGGGUGAAGUUUGAGGAGAAGGUGGAGGACGGAGGAGAAAGAUGGAGCAAGCCUCAUGUCUCCACAUUGACCCUCCACAGCCUGCUUGAGCUCAGGAACUGUCUGCAGACAGGAAGCAUUCUACUCGACCUGGAGGGCUACUCGCUGCCACAGAUUGUGGAUGAGAUUGUAGGUCAUCAGGUAGCAGACGGUCUCCUCCCUCCGGAUCUGAAGGAGCAGAUCAGCUUUGUGUUGCUCAGGAAGCACCGUCACCAGACCAAGAAGCCAAUCCACCGCUCGCUGGCAGACAUUGGAAAGUCGUCUAACACCGCUUCCAAUCGUGCUCAGAGCCGAAGCAUGUCUGAUAUUUCAGACACACCAAGUCCAGACCAGCUGAAAAAUAAGUUCAUGAAGAAGAUUCCUCGUGAUGCUGAAGCGUCUAACGUCCUGAUCGGUGAGGUGGAUUUUCUGGACAAACCCUUUGUCUCCUUUGUACGUUUGGCUCAGGCAACGACGCUGAGAGGCCUCACUGAGGUUCCUGUGCCGACCCGGUUUCUUUUCAUCUUGCUGGGUCCUCAUGGCAAAACCAAGUCCUACAAUGAGACUGGCAGAGCUGUCGCUACACUCAUGGUGGAUGAUCUGUUCAGUGAUGUUGCCUACAAAGCAAGAGACCGAGAAGACCUGAUCGCAGGUCUUGAUGAGUUUCUGAACGAGGCAAUCGUCCUCCCACCAGGAGAGUGGGACCCAAAAAUACGCAUCGAACCUCCCAAGAAGGUUCCAUCGGCAGAAAUGAGGAAGUCUGUGCUGAACCUGAGCGAGCUGGGUCAGAUGAAUGGCUCUGCUAGCAAGGCGGCUGGAGGAGAAGAUGAAGAGCUUCCAACUCCGCAUGAGCUCGGAGAGGAGCUGAAGUUCACUGGGAGGAUUGGUGGUGGAUUAUGGCUGGACAUAAAAAGGAAGAUCCCAUGGUACUGUAGUGAUAUCUACGAUGGCUUCCAUAUCCAGUCGAUCUCUGCCGUCCUCUUCAUCUACCUGGGCUGCAUCACCAAUGCCAUCACUUUUGGAGGCCUGCUGGGGGAUGCUACUGAUAAUUAUCAGGGUGUGAUGGAGAGUUUCCUUGGCACAGCUUUAGCAGGAACUGUCUUUUGCAUGUUUGGUGGACAACCUCUCAUCAUCCUCAGUUCUACUGGACCAAUUCUCAUCUUUGAAAAACUGCUUUACGAAUUCAGCAAGAGCAACGAUGUAGACUACAUGGAGUUCCGUCUGUGGAUUGGCCUUCACUCCUGCCUACAGUGUUUUGUGUUGGUGCUCUCAGACGCCAGCUUCAUCAUCAAGUACAUGACCCGCUUCACAGAGGAGGGUUUCUCCAGCCUCAUCUCUUUUAUAUUCAUCUCUGAUGCCAUUAAGAAGAUGGUAGGAACCUUUCAGUAUUACCCAAUUAACUAUGGCUUCAAGCCCGACUACAUAACAGCCUACAGGUGUGAAUGCAUCGCUCCAGUCCAGGAAUCUGCACUGAAUGUUUCAGCUCCACUUGCAGAAGAUAACAUGACUCUGCCGUUUAACCUAACAGACCUUGACUGGAGUCGCCUGAGAAAGAAUGAGUGUGUGAAGUAUGGCGGCACGUUGGUGGGGAACUCCUGUAAGUAUGUCCCCGACCUGGCCCUCAUGUCCUUCAUCCUCUUCUGUGGCACCUACUCCAUGACCGUUUCUUUCAAGAAGUUCAAGUUCAGCCGCUACUUCCCGACAAAGCUCCGUGCUCUCAUCAGUGAUUUUGCGAUCAUCAUUACUAUCCUGGUCUUCUGUGGCUUAGACUACCUGCUGGACCUGGACACCCCCAAACUGCACGUGCCCACUGAGAUCAAGCCGACGCGUCCUGACCGCGGCUGGUUGGUGAUGCCAUUUGGUAAGAACCCCUGGUGGUGGUGUCUGGCCAGCUUUGUUCCCGCUCUCCUCGUCACCAUCCUCAUCUUCAUGGAUCAGCAGAUCAGCGCAGUCAUCAUCAACCGCAAAGAAAACAAACUGAAGAAAGGCAGUGGCUACCACCUGGACCUCUUCUGGGUGGGUGUGCUGAUGGCUGUGUGCUCCUUCAUGGGUCUUCCCUGGUACGUAGCAGCGACUGUCAUCUCCAUCGCACACAUCGACUCUCUGAAGAUGGAGAGUGAAACCAGCGCCCCCGGGGAGCAGCCGCAGUUCCUGGGAGUAAGGGAGCAGAGGCUGACGGGCACUCUGGUGUUUGUCCUGACUGGACUCUCAGUCUUCCUGGCUCCUGUCCUCCAGUACAUCCCCAUGCCAGUCCUGUAUGGCGUGUUCCUCUACAUGGGAGUGGCCUCGCUCAGCGGCAUCCAGUUCUGGGAGCGGAUCAAGCUGUAUCUGAUGCCGCCCAAACACCAGCCAGACUUCUCCUUCCUGCGUCACGUUCCUCUGAGACGCGUCCACCUCUUCACCUUCAUCCAGAUCAUCUGUCUGGCUGUCCUCUGGAUCCUCAAGUCCACGUUCCUGGCCAUCAUCUUCCCAGUCAUGAUUCUGGGUCUGAUGGUCGUACGGAAGCUGCUGGAUCUGAUAUUCUCACAACACGACCUGGCCUGGCUGGACGACAUCCUGCCAGACAAAGACAAGAAGAAGGACGAUGAGAAGAAGAAAGAGAAGAAGGUGGCGGAGCCAGAGCACGACGAGGAGCCUAACAGCUCAGCCACCCCUCCG